Molecule: messenger RNA, 6507 nt
Organism: Anolis carolinensis (green anole)
Lineage: Eukaryota; Metazoa; Chordata; Lepidosauria; Squamata; Anolidae
Gene: rab26
Product: RAB26, member RAS oncogene family
Exons: 9
Coding region: 163-951 (262 amino acids)
Biological process (GO): regulation of exocytosis
Molecular function (GO): GTP binding; GTPase activity
Source: RefSeq, a predicted model, not a curated record
GGGCGGGGCUGAGGAGCUUGAGCUUGGCUCUGUCUCUCUCUCUCUCUGUGUGUCUUUAUUUCUUUCUCUCUCUGUGUGGGUCGCGAUGCCACCGGGGGGUCCGGGGCCCUUGGGGGGCCACUGCUCUUCCUCCUCCUCCUCCCAUUGAUCCCCUUCCCAGCCAUGUCCCGCAAGAAGAGCCCCAAAGGCAAGGGGUCCUCCUCCUCUUCCUCCUCUUCCUCCUCCUCCUCAGCAGCCCCUUCCUCUUCUUUGCCGGACACCCCAGGAGCCAAGGGGGCCCCUCCUGCUCCAGCCCCACAGAAGCCCUCCAACGGGGGGGCCCUCGGGAGACCCUCGCUCAGCAACAGCGGGGAGUUCUAUGACCUCGCCUUCAAGGUGAUGCUGGUGGGAGACUCUGGCGUCGGCAAAACCUGCCUCUUGGUUCGGUUCAAGGACGGCGCUUUCCUGGCCGGGAGCUUCAUCUCCACCGUCGGGAUCGACUUCCGGAAUAAAGUGUUGAACAUGGAUGGCGUGAAAGUCAAGCUGCAGAUCUGGGACACGGCCGGUCAGGAGCGUUUCCGAAGCGUCACUCAUGCAUACUACCGGGAUGCUCAUGCUUUGUUGCUGCUUUAUGAUGUCACAAACAGAGCCUCCUUUGAGAACAUCCAGGCCUGGCUGACCGAGAUCCACGAAUACGCCAAGCAGGACGUGGUGCUGAUGCUGCUGGGGAACAAGGUGGACUCAACCCAGGAGCGGGUGGUAAGGCGAGAAGACGGAGAGAAGCUAGCCAAGGAGUACGGCGUGCCCUUCAUGGAGACCAGCGCCAAGAGCGGCUUGAACGUCGACUUAGCCUUCACAGCCAUCGCCAAGGAGCUGAAGCACCGGUCGCUGAAGCUGCCCCACGAGCCGCGCUUCAAGCUCCACGACUACGUCAAGAAGGAGGUGAAGGGUGCUGGGUGCUGCCGAUCCUAAACCCUGGUGGCGCAUCAUGUACAGGGACUCGCACCGUGCGCCGUCCGCCCCACUCCUCCGCCUCUCCUUUGUGUCUUGUCCUUCUUUCCUUCCGUCUAGGUGAAAAAGGGGGAUGUAGGGAAGCUGGUAGGAAUGUGCUGCCUCUGUUCAGAGCAGCCCGGUAAAUUCUAUUUUUUAAAACAGGUCUAUUGCACACAGUGCUAAAACAAAUGGGGUUUUUGCACACUUAUGUCCCAUUUGUUGUGCAUUUUCUGGUGGAUCGGGAACCUCGUCCCUUUUGCUUUCCUCGGCGUCUGUUUAUUCCCCAGCGAUUUGCACAAACCCCUUUAAAAUCUGGCAUUGACUGCCUUUUUAAACUUUGUUUUUGACAUUGUGACGCGUGCCAAACUACGUCUCCCAUAACCCGAAGCCAGAAAGGAGGGCAGAAUCGCUUUAUAUAUAUAUUUUUGGGGGGAUUUUAUUUUAGCUGGCUGUGGGAGAGAAGCCAACAGCCAAGCCAUUUCAGGCUCGGUUUGGAUUGCUCGGUGUGCAAUGCAAAGAAAGCUCUUUUUUUUGUAUAUAUUUGAAAUUACUGUAUUUUUAAAUACAUCUUGCACUGUUCCGUUCUCUAUAACCUUUUUGCUGCAGCUCUUGUGGUUCUGCUUGGAUAUUGGAGCGCCUCUCUUUUUAUUAAAUCGUUCCGAAGCCUUGUAAGGGGGAAAAUGAUCCAAAUUACAGUAGAGUCUCACUUAUCCAACAUAAACAGGCUGGCAGAACAUUGGAUAAGCGAAUAUGUUGGAUAAUAAGGAGAGAUUAAGGAGAAGCCUAUUAAACAUCAAAUUAUGAUUUUACAAAUGAAGCACCAAAACAUCACGUUAUACAACAAAUUUGUCAGAAAACGUAGUUCAAUAGGCAGUAAUGCUAUGUAGUAAUUAUUGUAUUUAUGAAUUUAGCACCAAAAUAUCACGAUGUAUUGAAAACAUUGACUACAAAAAUGCGUUGGAUAAUCUCCAAGAGUUCUUGGAGAACGGGAGAAGUCCCAGCAGAUUGGAGGAGGGCGAAUGUGGUCCCUAUCUUCAAGAAGGGAAAAAAGAACGACCCAAACAAUGACCGUCCGGUCAGCCUCACGUCGAUAUCAGGCAAGAUUCUGGAAAAGAUCAUUAAGGAAGUGGUCUGCGAACACUUAGAAACAAAUGCGGUCAUGGCUAAUAGUCAACACGGAUUUACCAAAAACAAGUCAUGCCUGACGAAUCUGAUCUCUUUUUUCGAUAGAGUUACGAGUUGGGUCGAUACAGGGAAUGCUGUGGAUGUAGCGUACCUGGAUUUCAGUAAGGCCUUCGACAAAGUCCCCCACGACCUUCUGGCAAGGAAACUAGUAAAAUGUGGGCUAGACAAAACUACGGUUAGGUGGAUCUGUAAUUGGCUAAGCGAACGAACCCAAAGGGUGAUUCUCACCAAUGCGUCGUCUUCAUCAUAGAAAGAAGUGACAAGUGGAGUGCCACAAGCAGGGCUCCGUCCUGGGCCCGGUUCUGUUCAACAUCUUUAUUAACGACUUAGACGAAGGGUUAGAAGGCACGAUCAUCAAGUUUGCAGACGACACCAAACUGGGAGGGAUAGCCAACACUCCAGAAGACAGGAGCAGAAUUCAAAACGAUCUUGACAGACUAGAGAGAUGGGCCGAAACUCACAAAAUGAAGUUCAACAGGGACAAAUGCAAGAUACUCCACAAUGGAAAUCAAAGAUACAGAAUGGGGGACGAUGCCUGGCUUGACAGCAGUGUGUGCGAAAAAGACCUUGGAGUCCUCGUGGACAACAAGUUAAACAUGAGCCUACAAUGUGAUGCGGCUGCUAAAAAAGCCAAUGGGAUUCUGGCCUGCAUCAAUAGGGGAAUAGCGUCUAGAUCCAGGGAAGUCCUGCUCCCCUCUAUUCUGUCUUGGUCAGACCACACCUGGAAUCACACUGGGUCCAAUUUUGGGCACCGUAGUUGAAGGGAGAUGUUGACAAGCUGGAAAGCGUCCAGAGGAGGGCGACUAAAAUGAUUAAGGGUCUGGAGAACAAGCCCUAUGAGGAGCGGCUUAAAGAGCUGUGCAUGUUUAGCCUGCAGAAGAGAAGGCUGAGAGGAGACAUGAUAGCCAUGUACAAAUAUGUGAGGGGAAGUCAUAGGGAGGAGGGAGCAAGCUUGUUUUCUGCUGCCCUGCAGACUAGGACACGGAACAAUGGCUUCAAACUACAGGAAAGGAGAUUCCACCUGAACAUCAGGAAGAACUUCCUCACUGUGAGGGCUGUUCAUUAGUGGAACUCUCUGCCCCGGACUGUGGUGGAGGCUCCUUCUUUGGAGGCUUUUAAGCAGAGGCUGGAUGGCCAUCUGUCGGGGGUGCUUUGAAUGCGAUUUCCUGCUUCUUAGCAGGGGGUUGGACUGGAUGGCCCAUGAGGUAUCUUCCAACUCUACUAUUCUAUGAUUCUAUCCAGAACGUUGGAUAAGCGAAUGUUGGAUAAGUGAGACUCUACUGUAUCUGUUUGAAAGCAUUGCUGGAAGUGAGAUAGAACAAAGCAAAGAAGUGGAACGACCUGGGAAGAUCACUAGAAUAUAGUUUAUAGAUAAUUCAAAAGGCCAGGCCUGGAUUUUGCUGCAGUCUUGUUUUUUUUAUAGAAUUCUAUUAUUAUUAUUAUUUCUCCAAAAAGGAGACUCAAAAGAGUAUCUGGUUCUGGUGCAUCUUUGGAGAGGCUUCCGGUUCAUUUACUAAUGAGUAAACCUUACAUAACUGACCACGUUCAGCUGUUUUGCCCCUCAAUGAAGGGACAAAUAAAAGUGAAUGUAUUCCAAGUGCUUUGCACACUCAGACGUGCUCUAAAUGUAUAAUCCAAAUAAACUCUUCGUUAUGGUAGGCUUAUACGUAGGUCCCCUUCUGUGUGCCAAACAUUAUUAUCAUUAUUAUUAUUAUUAUUAUAUGACACAGCAAACAAGAUAGAUAUGCUGGAUUUUGUUUCAUAAAAUCACAAGUCGAACACUUCCCAAGUGUCUAGGACUGUGUGAUUUAUUAUUAUUAUUAUUAUUUUAUUAUGACACAGCAAACAAGAUAGAUACGCUGGAUUUCGUUUCACAAAAUCACAAGUCGAACACUUCCCAAGUGUCUAGGACUGUGUGAUUUAUUAUUAUAUUAUUAUUUGUACGCCACAUUUCUCCCCAUAGAGACUCAAGGCAGAUUGCGAUUACUAUUAUUUCUCCCCUUUAUUUCUCCCCAUGGAAACUCAAGCUGGCUUACAAUUAUUAUUAAUUUUAUUCCUAUCUGACAUUUCUCUCCCCCCACCAUAGGACUCAAAGUGGCUAAUAAUAAUGAUACACUAUAUUUCUACCCUGGGUUUCUCCCUAUAGGGACUCAGGGCAACUAGCUAUUAUUAUUAUUAUUAUUAUUAUUAUUAUUAUUAUUAUUAUUAUUAUUAUGACACACCAAACAAGAUAGAUAUGCUGGAUUUCGUAUCACAAAAUCACAAGUCGAACACUUUCCAAGUGUCUAGGACUGUGUGAUGUAUUUUCGGAUGAUGCGCACAGAUCCCAGUAGGGUAGCCUAUUGCAGUUGGUAGUUCAUAUUAUUAUUAUUUUUAUUAUUAUUGCCCUGCAUUUCUCCCCUUGGGGACUACAGGCAGUUAUUAUCUGACUUUUCUCUCCCCACCCCACAGGACUCAAAGUGGCUAAUAAUAAUAAUAAUGAUACAUUUUAUUUCCACUCUGGGUUUCUCCCCAUAGGGGCUCAGGGCAACUAGCUAUUAUUAUUAUUAAUAAUAAUAUAUUUAUUAUUAUUACCCUGCAUUCCUCCCCAUGGGGACUAAAGGCGGUUUACAAUUAUUAUCUGACUUUUCUUUCCCCACCCCACAGGACUCAAAGUGGCUAAUAAUAAUAAUAAUAAUAAUAAUAAUAAUAAUAAUACACUUUAUUUCCACUCUGGGUUUCUCCCUAUAAGGGCUCAGGGCAACUAGCUAUUAUUAUUAUUAUUAUUAUUAUUAAUAUAUUAAUUAUUAUUAUUACCCUGCAUUCCCCCCCAUGGGGACUAAAGGCGGUUUACAAUUACAGUAGAGUCUCACUUAUCCAAGCUAAACGGGCCGGCAGAAGCUUGGAUAAGCGAAUAUCUUGGAUAAUAAGGAUUAAGGAAAAGCCUAUUAAACAUCAAAUUAGGUUAUGAUUUUACAAAUGAAGCACCAAAACAUCAUGUUAGACAACAAAUUUGGCAGAAAACGUAGUUCAAUACGCAGUAAUGUUACAUUGUAAUAACUGUAUUUACGAAUUUAGCACCAAAAUAUCACGAUAUAUUGAAAACAUUGACUACAAAUAUGGCUUGGAUAAUCCAGAGGCUUGGAUAAGUGAGACUCUACUCUAUUAACUUUAUUCCUAUCUGACAUUUCUCUCUCUCCCCCCCCCCCCCCCCCCCAAACAUAGGAUUCAAAUAAUGAUACACUUUAUUUCUACCCUGGGCGUCUCAUAGGGACUCAGGGCAACUAGCUAUUGUUAGUAUUAUUACUUAUAAUAUAUUAAUUAUUAAUACCCUGCAUUUCUCCCCUUGGGGACUCAAGGUAGUUUACAAUUUGUUGUCAGAACGCUUUCAUGGCUGGAAUCCUUGGUGUGCUGUGAGUUUUCUGAGCUGUAUGGCCAUGUUCCAGAAGCAUUCUCUCCUGACGUUUCACCCACAUCUAUGGAGCCCCUGGUGGUGCAUUGAGUAAAACCCUUGUGCCGGCAGGACUGAGGAUUUGAAGGUUGGGUUGCUGACCUGAAGGUUGCCUGUUUGAAUUCUGUGUAGUUUGACAUGGUGGUUGUUAUUUGAGAACAUAGAAAUGUCAGGAGAAAAUGCUUCUGAACAUGGCCAUGCAGCAUGGAAAACUCACAGCAAGCCGUUUUACAAUUAUUAGUAGUAUUGCCUUCAUGCCUACUUGAUAUUUCUCCCACAGGGAGUCAAGGAUUAUUAUUAUUAAUAAUAAUAAUAAUAGCAACUGGAUUGCUACCCUGCCUUUCUCCCCAUGGGGACUCAAGGUGGCUUACAUUAACACAGCCCAAAGAGUUUAAAAACAUGGCAAAUGCAAAAAUAUUUUGAAAAAUCAUCAAACAUUAGAUAACGAUUUACAAUCAAUUAUAAUAGUAGUAAAACUAUAUUGAAAACGAAAUGCCCUCCCCAGCUUUCAUCCUUCCCAUGGCACAGAAGGGUCUUGAAUUGCUUGCGGAAGGCAAUCUUGUCAAUAAAGGCCACUCCCAGGCCAGGCUUUCCGUCUCACUGCAUGUCCCAUCGCUCUCCGAGACCCCCAGCCUCACCCGGAGACCCAUUCACUGGGAGGAGACAAAGAAGGGCAGCCUCUUCCCUGGGCUUUUGAAUCUGAUCCCAAUCCCUGGUCCUUCCUCCAAGCUUGGCUUCUGCAAAUCCCAUUUUAGGAUCCGGGUUCUGUUUUUGUACCUUGGGCUUGGACUGCCACCCAGAGGCCUCCAAAAGCACCUUCCGGCACAGUGUGUUCCUUGUGUACUAUCACACCGCAGGCACUGUUUAUAGCUUUUUUUGUUCCUCUUAAUAAUAAUUAAAAAAAAGAUUUGUUUUUUAAA